AUGGACGGCCCAGAAGUGGAAAUUCUUCUGCAUCGGCGGAAGUUGAUGCACAUCCCUAAAAACCAAAGGACUCUCCUGGAUGAAAGUGAAGCUUGGAGCCGGCCGACAAACAACAGUGUCGCUCACGUCCCCAGUGCCAUAUUGGACGGCGUUGCUGAGGCUUGGAAAAGGUCAAAGGAGUUGACGAUUCAAGAUGAUAAGCUUUCGAAUUCGGCCUUUCAAAGCCAGCUGAACCCAGUGAAAGCCGCUUGUUACUCACCAUCCUGGGGCUCUGAGGAGCAGUCCGAUGACGAAGAAUCAGAGUCGAGCAAACCGGGGACCCAAGACAGGUCACGUAGUCCUUCCAAACCACAUCUUGUUGAGGUAGCUGGGCACGACAUGGAGGACGAAAACGAAGAUGAUGAAGAACACAGCGGGGAAGAACACAGCGGAGAGGAUGAAAAGGCAGCACAAGACCAAGAAGCGGAGGCAGCAGAGGAAGACGAAGGAGAAAAUGAAGAAGGGGUAGAGCACACUCAAGAUGAUGACAACGAGGACCAGCAGAUAUCGACGCUCAGCCAACCUACAGAUUCUCAGGCAAAGAAGCGGAGCUAUGAAGAUUCUGAGGUGGUACCAGACUCGGCACAAAUAUUGAAAUCAUUCAGAGAAGCGACACCACCCUGUGCUCAGGCAGAUGAAGACAUGAUACCGCGCACUCUUGCUAGACCAACAACACCAGCAAAAGCUGAGGCAAUAGGAGAUGUGCGACGGAAGCGGAUGAAACCGAUCACUUUUACUGACAUUGAUCAUGAAAUAUUGCACGCAGCCGAUACAUCUCUCACAACCAGAAUGGCACCCACAAAGCCAUAUAUUGAAACCCCGAGCUCGAAUCUGGUUUCGAGCUCCAUGAUACCAGCUACUUAUGACGAGAAACAUGCGUCAGCCGAAACAGAUUACACAAAGGAUGAUCAUCUAGAACUUCAAAGCAGCGCAGCCAAAACAGCCUAUGAUAUCGACGCAACAAUGGAACGGAUAGAAGCUGAAUCCCAAGCAGAUGAAGAUUAUUACGAGUCACCCCUGCGCUCUCGUGGUCUAGAGCCCUCUACCUAUAUUCCCGAUAGGACUAUUACAGAACAAGACAGCGACGUUUAUACGGCAUUCUGCCAAGUAUAUCCAGACUACAUCACGGCACACAGAGGAAGUCUGAUUGCAUUUGUCAAUGCAUGCGUGUACCUUCAAUAUCUCAUGUCAGAGCGACUCCUUCGCGAGUGUCUGUUUGAUGACUUCAUCAGAGCUUUUUCUGGGGGCUACCAAGGCUAUGUUGCUCAGGCAGGUGCUGGUCAGGAACCUUUACCUGCGUUGGAGUGGUUCAACAACCUUGCAGGCCGGCCUACAUACAACUUUUGCGCAAUGGCCCGCGAAAAUCUGCACCUUGUCGUCCAACAUUAUCCAGAACAAUCGAAGGCAGCAAAACAACUAUAUAGCAAAUCGCCCUUGCCAGAGCCAACUGUCCUACAGUCGGAACCAGUAGCAGAGGUCGAACCUGAGCCGAGACGAGAUACUACUCCACGUGCUUCAUCCGGCUUACGAGCUGAACAAAGUGAAAGACUGACUUUUAGCAGUAGCGCGGCUAUCCAACAGAGAUCGUCUGUUCAGAGCACACCACAAAAGUCCACUCCGCUCCGCCCAAAGACUAUCCAUACCAGUAGUUCAAGAUCGCCAAUCACAGCGACUGCGUCUCCCAAGCUUGGAAGCCUCGCAAGUCACAAACGCGCAGCACCAGCGCCCGCCGCAAACCCGUCUCCGCCAUCGUCGCGCUAUAUGGAUCGACUGAUAACUUCCUCAAUGCCUACGAAGAGCGCCGCGCCGCCCAAGAGAUCAGCAGCUGAGCAGGCGAGAUUGAGAGAGCACUUCCGAAAUCGCAAGCUAAGCGGCAAGCAAGCGCCAAAGAAGAGCUAG
This is a messenger RNA of [Torrubiella] hemipterigena, 1938 nucleotides long. NCBI's taxonomy places the organism in Eukaryota, Fungi, Ascomycota, Sordariomycetes, Hypocreales, Clavicipitaceae. The record is from the annotation of a GenBank genome assembly.